Molecule: messenger RNA, 3024 nt
Organism: Pseudoliparis swirei
Lineage: Eukaryota; Metazoa; Chordata; Actinopteri; Perciformes; Liparidae
Gene: rtn1a
Product: reticulon 1a
Exons: 9
Coding region: 99-2237 (712 amino acids)
Biological process (GO): brain development; neuron differentiation; endoplasmic reticulum tubular network formation
Cellular component (GO): postsynaptic density; neuron projection
Source: RefSeq, a predicted model, not a curated record
AGAAGGAGAAGAAGAAGAAGAAGAAGAGGGCGAAGAAGUAGAAGAAGAAGCCGUGCACCGUUAGCUCUUAUCUCUUCUGUCCGAUAACAGGAAAAAGCAUGUCCGCUCAGCCCGGCGAGGAGCUCGGUUCGGAGGGGAGGUGGUUCGGGGAUGACUAUGAGAGGAACGGCCCGUUUGGGAACACGCCGGCCCGGUUGAGCGACCUACAUGAGGACCGUAAACCGAGAGGCGACGAGCCGUCGGGCGAACGGGAUCAACAGUCUCAUUCUCUCCAGGACGACGGGAAAAAGCCUCCCGUUGCUAUGGAAACUGCAUCUACAGAUGACCCCAUGUCCGGCCUGUUUAGGACGCCGAUGAACGACGAUAGGGAUGUCUACACUUCCCUGAUGUCAAAUCAGAGCUUCACAUCAGGUCAGGAAGCCUCCUACCUGUCGGAUGACCUGAAACCCUCUAAGCCCUCUUCUGGCUCCUCUGCCCUGGAUCCCUUCUCCAGCGACCCCUAUAGCUUCAGCUCCAAGAUGACAUCCGACCUGGCUGAUGACAUGCCAAGACCUCUGUUUGGCUCAGAUAAGACCGAAUCCUACAACUACAUGGACAUUAGCCACGGGGAUGAGCGUCAAGACCAGCACAGCCUGGUGGACACAGGCUCAACUGGUCAUGACUCAUUGGGCAGCUACAUGGAAAGAAAUCACAGAGGAGAUGACGAGGAAGAGGAAAGCUCAGCACUGGGCUCCCACUCUUUCCCCUACGUGGAAGAGCCAUCCGAUGAAGAGCUGUCAGAUUACCGCUCCUACCGUAACCUAGGUGGAACCCCGCAGACGGCCAGCCCGGUGAAGAUCACUUUGACCGAGUCCCAUCCUCAAAUGGUCCAGACUGCGCUGCAGCAACUCGCACCUCCAAUCAGUGUGUCUGAGCGUGAGAACGUCCUCAGUGUGGGCCUGCAGGGGGUUCCCACUGUGACGCUAUCAGAGCCAGAAGAUGACAGCCCUGCCUCCACUCCCAAUGCUUCACCAACACAAAAAGAAUUCCCUCCCCAUGACAUGUUCAAGGCUUCCAAAAGGAGUCCGAGCACCAAGGCCGGCCGCAGGGAGCACGAUGGCAGCAGCGCCGAGUCUGGCGACUCAGAGAUUGAGCUGGUGUCUGAGGAGCCUCCAAAGGCCACGAGCAACCCAUUUGUCCAGCCGCCUAAAAGCAAGGGCACUUCCAGCCCGCCUAACAACCCCUUUGACAAUCCCCCAGCAGCCAAGGGUGGUUUCGGCCCAGCAGGCAACCACGCUCUGACCACAGCCUACAGCAUUCUGAGGGAGGAGAGAGAGGCAGAGCUCGACAGCGAUCUCUUCAAUGAGUCUGCGUCUGAAGAGAGCCCAAAGAGAGAGCAGGGCUUCAGUGACCCCAAACAGGGAGUAUGCCCUCCCUCCCCCCUGGUUCCCAGCGCCGUCCUCCCCCGAAGUACGGCUGAGGCGGCGCCGGCCGAGCCCCCGAUCACAGAAACGGUCAAGACCCCGGUGAAAACAGAGGAGGACCGCAGCAGCAAGCCCAAGCCACCGACUGCUGCCGUGCCCCCAGAGGUUCGUUGCGCCCACCAGGAGGAGAUGCACAAGCCCACCAAUGAGGGCAGAGGAGACCUCGGAAAGCCCGCUGCCUUCCUGCAGGGCUUUGAUAAACAAAAAGCAAUUGACCUGCUCUACUGGAGGAAUGUGAAGCAGUCCGGGGCUGUGUUCAGCAGCGUGCUCCUGCUCCUCUUCUCGCUGACCCAGUUCAGCGUGGUCAGCGUCGGAGCCUACUUGGCCCUCGCGGCCCUCUCUGCCAGCAUCAGCUUCAGGAUCUACAAGUCUGUGCUGCAGGCUGUGCAGAAGACCGAUGAGGGACACCCGUUCAAAGCCUACUUGGAGAUCGAAAUCGCUCUAUCCCAGGACCAGAUUAGUAAAUAUGCCGACAAAAUCCUCCUGUACACCAACACCUGCAUGAAGGAGCUCCGCAGGCUGUUCCUCGUACAAGACUUGGUGGACUCCUUAAAGUUUGCUGUUUUGAUGUGGCUGCUGACCUACGUGGGCGCUCUCUUCAACGGCCUGACACUGCUCAUCCUAGCGGUGGUCUCCAUGUUCGGCAUGCCGGUGGUCUACGAGAAACAUCAGGCGCAGAUUGACCAGUAUGUGGGACUAAUACGGACCCACGUCAACUCUGUGGUGGGGAAGAUCCAAGCGAAGAUCCCCGGGGCCAAGAGGAAGGAGGAGUAGAUCUGUGUCCCACCGUGCAGCUGAGAGCCCAGUCCAGCUCCGCCUGGCAGCUCCAUCACCGUCGAAGAGCCUGGUGGUCAUCUGUGGGGCGCAGUGCUACGUCAUCUUGGUGUUCACCCACUGGGGAAACCUUCACCCCGUUCUCUAGCAGUCAAAACACUAACAGUCACACAUACAUCAUCCUGUUUCUAGGUAGACGAGUACACGACUAGAAAACAAAAAAAGAAAACUGACUUUUUUGUGUUGCUUAUUAUUAAAGUGCAUGAAGUCAAGCCUUGGGUAAAUAAUAUUUGAUAUCUUUUGUGCAGUUUUUAAGUCACGCUACAUUUCUGCUUUGCAGUGCUUACCACAAACUGUAUGGUUUGGCACAAAAAAGCUAAAUGCCCCGAGGCGUGCUCUGCCAUGAAUGUUAAAUACUGCUUCAUGUUUCUUAGUUAGCCGACAGGGCUUCUCUCAGUAUAUGUCCAUAUAUUUAAAUAUCAAAAAUGAUUUCCUUUUUGUCUUUCCAAGGACAACAUAAUUUAACAAUAUGAGUCUUAGAUGUGGUAAUUGUCAGAUUUUUGCUUUUGUAUAACCAUAAGGAACAAUACACAUGUUUAAGGUACUGUUGUACAACUACUAUGAAGACAAGGAGUAUCUGGUGAUAUUUAGCUUGUUUGAAUAACUGUUCAACUUCGUACUAUGUUCAACUAUACGCUGUAGUUCUUUAGACCCUGGACUCUAACUAUUUGCACUUACACCAUGUAUUUAAUUACAAUAAGAAAAAUAAAUGUACCUUGAUGUAUAA